AUGAGAUAUUCACCAAGAACAUCUAGAGCGAGUUUGGUUAAAGAAUCAUUGCGAUUUUACGAACUUGAGUAUAAGUCUCAAGUCUAUAAGUUGCAUUCGUGGGCCGGAGGUUUAACCGAGUUUGCAGAUGGAAGAAAUCAAGAGAGUACCAGUGAAGUUGUGAAUGCAUACUAUUCUGCAGCAUUGGUCGGUAUGGCAUACGAUGAUGCAGAACUCGUAGCGAAUGCAACGGCAGUAACAUCAUUGGAAAUUCUUGCUGCUAAAAUGUGGUGGCAUGUAAAAGAAGGUGAAAAUCUUUAUGAGGAAGAUUUCACAAAAGAGAAUAGGAUGAUGGGAGUUCUUUGGUCUAACAAGAGAGAUAGUGGAUUAUGGUUUGCUCCUCCUGCUUGGAGAGAUUGUAGGCUUGGGAUUCAAGUCUUGCCAUUGUUACCUAUUUCUGAAGCCGUGUUUUCAAAUGAUGAUUAUGUGGAGCUUGUGGAGUGGACAUUACCUGCUUUGAAUAGGGAAGGUGUUGAAGAAGGAUGGAAAGGUUUUGUGAAUGCAUUGCAAGGAAUUUAUGAUAAUGAAAGUGGAUUGAAGAAUAUAAGAAGUUUGAAUGGAUUUGAUGAUGGAAAUUCAUUGACUAAUCUCUUAUGGUGGAUCCAUAGCAGAAGUGAGAAAGAAUAG
Molecule: messenger RNA, 666 nt
Organism: Vicia villosa (hairy vetch)
Lineage: Eukaryota; Viridiplantae; Streptophyta; Magnoliopsida; Fabales; Fabaceae
Product: glucan endo-1,3-beta-D-glucosidase ARB_01444-like
Exons: 2
Coding region: 1-666 (221 amino acids)
Molecular function (GO): endo-1,3(4)-beta-glucanase activity
Source: RefSeq, a predicted model, not a curated record